AUGGUGCUCGAUUGUCGCAACUUAGCAACUCUAGGUCUCUUGGGCAAGCUUAUCAAGCGUAUACGCCCAGAUAACUUCGAUAAGCUCAUCCGCUACUUGUCAACCUGGUCGGGAACAGACAAAUUCUUUAUGCUCAUUCAAUACGUUUCUAAGCUUGUCGUAUGGUCUUCCAGCAAAUCAAACAGUGCACGCGGACUGUCCGCAUCGGCGCGUUCUUUAGGUAGUCUCGUCGGUGAUCAUCGCGUUUUGCUCCGUUUAUGGGGACUUCUCCCUAUGCUUCAGUGGGCAGAAUCCAUUGAAUCUGAGCGUAAAGUGUCAAAGCUAUCGCUCAACGUAGAAAGACUGCAAGCACUUUCAAUGAUUAUAUACUUCCCUUUAGAGCACCUCUGGUAUUUGGCACAUCAUGGUGUUUUACCUCUCAAGCCUGCAACUUCGGGUAAAAUCGCAACAUGGUCUUGCCGAUUCUGGAUGAUUUACACGGUACUUCAGCUCGUCCACAACUACGAUAAUCACGCUCUUCUGCUGAAGGACAAGCAGAGAGAUGUCCAAGAAGAGAAAGGCGUCAAUAAGCUUGCUUUAGAUACUCAGUACAAAGCAAUUGUCGACGAUACCAUCAUUAACCUUGCUUAUCUUCCCCUGACACUGCACUGGUCUUUACCAACUGGUAUCUUCUCAAACGAUGCUUGGGUUGGCUUAUUUGGUUCUGUAGCUGCCUUGACUCAGUUCAAAGUGGGCUACAGCAAGGCAUAA
This is a messenger RNA of Wallemia ichthyophaga EXF-994, 750 nucleotides long. RefSeq lists its product as uncharacterized. Gene Ontology annotation, cellular component: peroxisomal membrane. NCBI's taxonomy places the organism in Eukaryota, Fungi, Basidiomycota, Wallemiomycetes, Wallemiales, Wallemiaceae. The record is from RefSeq and is a predicted model, not a curated record. The transcript has 5 exons. Gene Ontology annotation, biological process: peroxisome fission. The coding region runs from base 1 to 750 and encodes 249 amino acids.